AUGUCGGCAACAGGUAGGAGAGCCGGUAGCUCGGGUUCCUCCAACACCAGCACCGUGGAGAUUGUGCUGCUUCCUGGCCUCAAGAACUGCCUGCUCAAUCUGCCCGCUUCUCUCGUCGCUCUACUAUUGAACUCCAACACCAUUGCCCAGAAUGUCGUCGUCGAGCUCCAAUACCGCCAACCGGCACCCGCUGCUCAGGAUGGAAGAAGUAAGACGGCAUCAACCACCCAGUCGGUGUACUUGGGAUGGACGGGCAUGCAAUCCCAGACGAAGCAAUCUCCGCUGGUGGGACGGGAUGGCAUUCGUGGGAGCAAUUCAAGUGGAGGGGGGAGAGCGGAUCAGGAAGUUGCCACAGUGGAAUUGGAUGCAACAUUGGCCCGAAGAUUGGGUCUGAGCGAGGGCAUGAAGGCCAGCGUAGCACUGCAUGUCGAUCCGCCUCAAGCACACACGGUCAAUAUCGAACCACUGACGGCAACGGAUUGGGAGAUCAUUGAACUCCACUCCUCAUUCCUGGAAAUGAACUUUCUCYCCCAAGUCCGCGCUCUGCCCAAUCCUGCAGCUGGCAACUCCCAUCCUCUCACGCUCCAUCUCACGCCGACCUCGACAGCCAACAUCACCGUCACCUCGCUCACACCUGCCCCCGCCAAUACACAGCCGUUCGUCAAAAUCUCACCAGAUGCAGAGGUCAUCGUUGCUCCCAAAACACGACAAUCCGCCCGCCCCAGCAGCUCUCGAGACAGCCGCAGUGUUGCUAGUACAGGCCGAAGGAGUGCAGGUGGGAGGAGCACGACAAGUGCAGCACGACAUCGGAGUGCACAUGAUAGUGAGAAAGCCCGGCCACCGCUGUUCCUGCGCGGUGUGACCCGAGCUCUACAAAAUGAAUGGUUCGAGGAUAGUGGGGAAGACAUGAAGGAUGAUGGCCUCCGGAUCUGGCUGGACAGGGAGCACCUUCUGUCCAAAACUCUCCGAGGCGUCACUUGGGUGGUGGUCACGAUCGUCAGACCGGCUGGGCUGCAGGAGCCCGUUGAUCCACAAAGUCAACCAGCGCCAGAUCAGCAACCUGCGACAAAAGUGGUGGCGAAGCUGUGUGCGUGGGAAGAAGCGCCAGACAGCCGUCAUGCUGCCCUUUCAUCCCUUCUCUGCGCUACACUUGGAGCAGAGAAUAUGGUCGGAGGAAUCGUGAGGGUCGAUCCUGCUCCAGCACCUCUCCCACGGACAGCUUCAGCAUUGAAAGAGCCUUCUCAACAGGCCAGCAAAGACGCCAUUGUGAAACGAUUGCGUGUCACUCCCUUUGCUCCCACUCAAGCGGAGAAGAAAGCGACCGGCCUAAAGUUUGGCGGUGCUACCAAGUCAGAGGGUGGAGAGGGUCUGGCCGUUAUCAAAGCUAUAUCUCGGAAUGGUGUCUUGGAAGGUCCUUUGACCGACGGCAUGUUCCUCCCGCCACGAGAGGGGUGGUCCGGUGGUAUACUUGACUUUGACCCUACACCUCCUGGAGAUGCGACCAAAGCGAGGACCAAUUGGCUACUUGGAGGUGAGAGGAAGCUGGACAUUACGCUACAACCGGAAACGGUGCGACAAAAGGUGCCUCAAUGGCCACCUGGAGAGGCCUUGGCUGAUGAAACCCCCGACCUGGUUGGGAUUGAUGCAUUGAUUGAGCAGACUCGAAAGAGUCUACUGCACCACUCCUCUGUUCUCCUCACAGGUGGUCUGGGGUCCGGGAAGUCCUCGGUAGCCCAUCUGCUUGCCCACCAACUUCGGAAUGAAUUCUUGUUCAAUGUCAUCUACUUCCCCUGCCGCACGCUUGUCACAGACGAAACAAGAAUCAAAACAAUCAAGGACACGCUUCACCGCGUCUUUGCUUCUGCAGCGUGGGCAGCACGUCUCGGCGGCCGUUCACUUGUCAUUCUGGACGAUCUGGACAAACUAUGCCCUGUUGAGACCGAGCUGCAAGUUGAUGCGAAUGGCAGAAGCAGGCAAGUUAGCGAGCUACUCUGCACAACAGUCCGUGAAUGGUGCACACGCGAUACAAACGUAGUGAUGCUUGCCACGACACAAUCCAAAGAGGCUGUUAACAACAUUGUCAUCGGUGGUCAUGUUGUGCGAGACAUUGUAGCGCUCAAAGCACCAACCAAAGACGGGCGACGUCGUGUACUGGAGCAACUGAUUAAGCAAGCCAACAAGUCAAAUUCCAGCGAGGAUACCGCACUCCACAACGGAAGUACCGCAAAUGCAUGGAUGGAAGGUUCCGAGGGGGAAGCGAGCAGACCAAGCUCUGCAAAGGCCCCUGAAUCUACGACUUUUGAGUCUGAUCUCGACCUCCUCGAGAUCGCCGGCCAGACCGAUGGGUACAUGCCUGGUGAUCUGGCACUUCUCGUGUCUCGUGCAAGAAGUGAGGCUCUUAUACGCGCAGUCUCCGCUGAUUCCUUCUCGGAUGAAGUAAUCCUCACUGCGGACGACUUCGCCGCUGCAUCAAAAGACUUCACACCGGCAUCUCUUCGUGGCGUUACAUUGCACUCCAGCACCACUACAUUUGCAAACAUUGGUGGCUUGACAGAAACAAGACAGACGCUGUUGGAGACGCUGCAAUACCCAACAACGUAUGCUCCUCUAUUCGCCAAGUGUCCUCUCCGCCUUCGCUCCGGUCUUCUUCUGUAUGGAUACCCUGGAUGCGGCAAGACGCUCCUMGCAUCCGCUGUUGCUGGCGAGUGUGGACUCAACUUCAUCUCUGUCAAAGGUCCUGAAAUCCUCAACAAAUACAUCGGUGCCAGUGAGAAGAGCGUACGAGACUUGUUCGAAAGGGCYGAAGCUGCCAAACCUUGCGUGUUGUUCUUCGACGAAUUUGACUCCAUUGCGCCCAAGCGAGGUCAUGACAGCACUGGCGUGACAGAUCGCGUGGUCAACAUGUUGCUUACCAUGAUGGAUGGUGCAGAGGGUCUCAGUGGUGUAUACGUACUUGCCGCGACAUCUCGACCCGAUUUGAUUGAUCCCGCUCUACUCCGUCCCGGUCGAUUGGACAAGAGUCUCAUCUGUGAUAUGCCACAUGAAGAUGACAGACUGGACAUCCUCCGAGCUGUCAGCAGCCAGCUGAAGCUCGACUCCACCAUCUUAAAUGACGAAGAGGGCGGGCAAGGGUUGAGAGAAGUCGCUCGUCGAACAGAUGGCUAUUCUGGUGCAGAUUUGCAGGCUGUCAUGUACAACGCUCAUCUCGAUGCAAUUCAUGAUGUGCUUGGGAAUGUGAAUGAUCAAGAUUUUGGCAAGAAGAAGGAUGACGGCCGCAAGGGGAGCGCGAAUUCAUCACGCCAUCAAGACUUUACGUACUUCCGAGCGGGAGACCAGGAUACGAGCGUCGGUCCUCCUGCACCUCAMGCUGCUGCCGCCCUGGUCGCCGAGCGUGCCCAAAUUGCAGCCAAACUAGCAGCGCUACAGCUCUCUCGGAGGAAAGCCAAGGCAGAGCGGGAAAAGGAGAGAAAUGGAGAGCGACUCGCCUCUUCUGCAGGCCACCCCUCGUAUUCCCGCUCACAUUUAAAUGGUGACGGUGGCGAGAAAGCAAGCAAACCUGAAGAUAGUGGCCAUGCGGAGCCUGUGAUAUCCUGGCGGCAUCUUGUCAAAUCCAUGUCUUCGACCCGGGCAUCCAUCUCCGCGCAAGAAAGGAGGAGACUGCAGAGAAUCUACAAGGAGUUUGUUGUUGGUCGUAAUGGAGAUAUGCAGGAUGGACAAGGUGGGACCGAAAUUGGUGGACGUACGAGCUUGAUGUGA
This is a messenger RNA of Ramularia collo-cygni, 3756 nucleotides long. RefSeq names its product related to AAA+-type ATPase. Lineage: Eukaryota; Fungi; Ascomycota; Dothideomycetes; Mycosphaerellales; Mycosphaerellaceae. The coding region runs from base 1 to 3756 and encodes 1251 amino acids. Gene Ontology annotation, molecular function: ATP hydrolysis activity; ATP binding. Gene Ontology annotation, cellular component: cytosol; peroxisomal membrane; peroxisome. Gene Ontology annotation, biological process: protein import into peroxisome matrix. The record is from RefSeq and is a predicted model, not a curated record. The transcript is spliced from 3 exons.